Molecule: messenger RNA, 1725 nt
Organism: Zootermopsis nevadensis
Lineage: Eukaryota; Metazoa; Arthropoda; Insecta; Blattodea; Termopsidae
Source: RefSeq, a predicted model, not a curated record
AGAAAGCUGAAGCUGUCUUUUUGAAGUUCAGUUAUGGCUCAUGACGUAUAUUUGUACUCUACAGACUGGGUAACCUAUCAUUGUAGGUUACUUUUGUCUAGGAAAUGGAAAAGUUUACAUUACAGCAACGGUUGUUUUUAUAUGACUCUUAUGUGAGGUAUAACUCCGCUAGGAAGAGUCAAAGGAAAUUUGGAAGAAAGUUUCCCGGAGUGCGAAUUCCGACCAGAUACGCUAUUCAUUAUCUUGUCAAUAAAGUAAGAAAAACAGGUGUCUUACGAGACAGUAAACCAAAACGGCGACGAAGAGUAUUAACAGAAGAAAAGUUGGAUGAAAUCGGAGCUCUGUUUGAACAGUCAGCUCGUAAGUCCCUUAAACGUAUUGCGCAGGAACGGUUAGAACUGCUAGAGAAUUAUUGCAAGUACGGCCUUAUGAAACAACAGAAGGCAGGUGGCAUAUGGAACAGCAAAAUGAAAACUCAGGGCAAUGUGGUUCAUGUAGAGGGUGACAGAGAGGAGAAUUCUGUUAAGCAAGAAUCCGGAGAUCAUGUUGAGAAUACGAAAAAAGCAGCCUCAAAAGAAUGUAGACAGAAUUUUGAGUAUGCAGAUGUUACACCAAGUAAGACAGAAACUGACUGUAAAACUAAAGAAGAACAUAUAGAAUAUUUUGAGAAAUUUGGCUUUGGUAGGAUUAAAGAAGAAGUAGAAGAUGAAGUUUCUGUACAAACAAAUGAAAUGUGUUUUGGAGUUAUGGAAGGUACUAGUUUACAUAACGAUUUGUCAGUAAAACAAGUGGAUACACUGCGAGACUCCAGUGGCAUUCCCAUCAGUGGCAGUGAUGAUAACAAGACAUAUUUUUGCAAAUAUGCUGGACUUCACAGUGUUUUACAAGAAAGAGAUAGUCCGGGCCUAGACUUUAAUUUUUCAAAAAUAGACAUUCAAAUUAGCCAGAAAAGUAAAAAUAAAUGCAUGGAACUUGAUAAAAAGACUUAUGAAUGGCUACAUAAGAGGGAAGAAGCACAACGAAGAAAACGUAAUGAGGAUAAAGCAAGGAAGUUGCAGAAAAAGAGAGAUUCUGAAAGAAGCAGAUACAGUCAAAUGACAGGUGAGGAAAGAGCAAGGGUGCUGCAGAAGAAGAGGGAUGCUAAAAGAAACAGAUAUAGUCAAAUGGCAUGGGAGGAGAAAGUAAGGAUUCUACAGAAAAAUAGAGAUGCUAAAAGAAACAGGUAUAGUCUGAUGUCAGGUGAUGAUAAAGCAAGAAUUCUACAGAAGAAGAGAGAUGCUAAAAGAAACAGGUAUAGUCAGAUGUCAGGUGACGAGAAAGCGAGGAUACUGCAGAAGAAUAGAGAUGCUAAAAGACACAAAUACAGCCAAAUGACAUUUGAGGAGAAAGCAAUGAUGCUACAGAAGAAAAAAGAAACACGUCAUAUGAGACAGAGACAGAUGGAAAGUACAGAAGAAAAAAGCUUCAUAUCAUGUAGUACCUAGUCAAAUGCAAGGCGAGGAGGAAACAGAUGUCAAAAGAAAUGAGGGAAACACAGCAAAACAGACUUAGUCAAAUGGAGACAAAGAAGAAGCAAAGACACUAGAAAGUAAUAUAAUUGUUGUUACGUUAAUAUAACAUUACAUCCUGUUGUGUAGUGUCAAUGCCAAAGGAAUGAAAAAGAAUUAUAUGAUUAUGAUAUGGUGAAAGUCGCCGUCGGUGGAUUAGUGGUUAGCAUGCUCACCA